Molecule: messenger RNA, 3250 nt
Organism: Spodoptera exigua (beet armyworm)
Lineage: Eukaryota; Metazoa; Arthropoda; Insecta; Lepidoptera; Noctuidae
Source: the annotation of a GenBank genome assembly
GAUUACGUCACUCGGGCCAAGCGAAGCGAGCGGAGGGAGAUGUACGAGAUUCGUACUGUGUUAAAAUUAAUACGUCAUCUCAUAUUCUAAAGUGAUAUCUGUAAAUUAAUUCGCGGUGUCGCUCAGAAAUUUAAUAUAAAACAGCAUAAUGCCGGCGGCGCGAGGCGUUAAACGUGCUGCGUCCAAAUCGUCUACCGCUACGGCGUCAACGGCGGCUAAAAACAAGAAAAAACGUGGAGCGAUCCAAUGGGAGAUUCCAUCGCCUCCAAAGAAGAGGGGUCGUGUGCUAGCAUGCGGACAGGGUGAUGUGGGACAGUUGGGGCUUGGAGAAGAUGUCGUCGAGACUUCCAAAUUCAAGUAUGUGACUGCACUGGGUGACAAAAUAGUUGAUGUGUAUGCUGGUGGAAUGCAUACAAUAGCUCUGGAUAGCAGUGGGAAGGUAUGGACAUUCGGGUGUAACGACGAGGGCGCCCUGGGCCGGGCCACGUCGGGAGAGAGCGAGGAGGGCACGCCGGGCGCGGUGCGGCUGCCGGCGCCCGCCGUCUGCAUCGCGGCCGGGGACUCGCACUCCGCCGCGCUGCUCAACACUGGAGACGUCUACGCUUGGGGAGCCUUCCGGGACUCGCACGGCAGUAUGGGGCUGGUAGUGCGCGGGCGUGAGGGCAAGUCGUGCCGCGAGCCCGUCCACGUCGACAUCGGGGAGACUGCCGUCGCCAUCGCCUCCGGUGGAGACCAUCUCGUCAUACUCUCGGCUUCAGGUGGUGUGUACACAAUGGGUUGCGGAGAGCAAGGACAGCUCGGCAGACUGUCGCAGCGAUCCGCUUCCAGAGACGCCAGGCAGGGAUUCAGUGCUCUACUGGUUCCGUCGAAGGUGACACUGAAGGCAGGCGGAGCGCGUAUCUGGGCGGGCUACCACGCCACCUUCGUACUCGACAACAAUGACAAGAUGUUGGCCUGGGGACUCAACAACUAUGGACAGCUUGGUAUAACAGGCGAGAAGCGCAAGACAGCGAUAUUCUCCCCGACAGAGUGCGACGCGUUCACGAGCCAGCAGUGCACGUGGGUCCGCGUCGCUUGCGGACAGCAUCACUCGCUCGCGCUCGACUCCGCCGGGCAGGUCUACGCCAUCGGCCGCUGCGAGUACGGCAGAUUGGGUCUCGGUGACCGUGCGGGUGACGCGGAGGUAUUGGAGCCGAUCCCCGCGCUUCAGAACAAGAAGGUCAUCAGCAUAGCCGCAGGGACCAGCAACUCAUUCGCCGUUACAGACUCUGGCAGCGUGGUGUCAUGGGGCAUGGGUUCGGAAGGCCAGCUGGGUACAGGCGCCUGCAACGACGCGGCGGAGCCGACGGCCGCCGUGACGCCGGCGCUGGCAGAGCGCACGCCGCUACAUAUCUCCGCCGGGGGACAGCAUACUGUGCUGCUUGUUGAGGACCCAACCUCCCAAAAGGAAGCAUCCCCACCCCCAGAAAGUGAAACUUCAGAGCAGAAGGGUGACUCACAAUCCGCUGAAUCAGAGGAAGAGGAGCCCAAACCUGCCAAGCGGCCGAAGAAUGAGCAAGAAGGAGAGAUCUCUUCCACAUCCAGCGCACAGCCCAGCGAUGUAGCCGAGGAGGCUAAACCACAGAAGGUGAACGGUGACGAGAAGAAAGAAACCCCGAUGGAAGUUGAUGAAACUGACACCCCACAACAGAAAGAAGAAGACGCAGAGACAGAAACAAAAUCAGCAGACGAACAAACAGACACGGAGCAGACCGAACCAGAGAACACACAGACGGAGGACUCCAAGCCAGAGACAACGGACACCUCCAGCCAGGAGACCACAGACAGCGAUACCAAGUCUCAAGAGCCAGAGAAAACUGACGUGGAAAUGAGCGAAGAACGUACUGAAGUCAACGGCACGCCAGAGGUCGUUGAACCCAAGACUGUCGACGUCAUACCUACAGCCAACCCCCUGACCACAACAGCGUGAUGUUAACUGUGUUAGUAUCUGGACAGCGCAUAGUUGGUUUAAACGUUCGGGUUUUUGUUCGGCAGGCGGCUACGUUAUACAUAUCUUACGUAAGGACUGUUAGCUUCACUCUAAUGAUUUCACAAUCGAUUUCUACACAUCACUUUAGCUGAACACAAUAUUAAAUUAGUUCUAAAGUAAAUGUUAUUCUAAAUGAACCGCCUCGUUGACGCAUUUUUUUAGUCUAAAACUUUGUAUUAGAUUUGAUAUUAGCGCCUUCAGGAAUCGUUCGUGCCUUUCCUUUAUUGAGGACUACACGGAUAGGCUAAAAGUUUGACGCUUUUUUUUAAAAGAAUAUUUAAAACUGAAGGAAUAUGUCUCGGCGGUUGAUUCAUGUCUUCAUAGAAUAAACACCAGUUGACUGGACAAUCUCUACACCACAUGAGGGCUGAAUAGCUCAUUCAGUUAUUGAAGAAAUAGCUAAAUAAGCCUCAAUCAUCAAGUUUGCAAUAAUGUAAUAACAGAUAGUUAUUUCAGAGAUCACAGUCCAAAAAACAGUCACCGCCAAGACACAUACAGCUCAGUUUUAUCAACAAUGAAUCGUAAAUACUUAGUUUUAAAGUAUAUUUUCGUAAAGUUCAGUCUUUGUCUGUCUAAAUCAACCCUGACGUAUAAAUUGACUUGGUACCUUGUGGUACUUUGAGCUAUCGGGCGGUACGAUGUCUUGUACUGAAUUGUAUUGUUGUACAAUACUAAUGAUUUUUUUACAAAAUAUAUAUUCGAAGUUGACUUUUGUAGGUAAGUAUGUUCUUUGUACUGGUUCGCGAACGCUAAAUAUUUGGUUUCAUAAUCGUAAGCCCAAAAUCGUCUUAGAAUUCGUGGAAGGCACUUCGUGUAACUUACUGAUGUGUUUAACCAAAUGUGGAUAAUUCAUUGAAAAUGUAAUUAAUUAAUAUGUCAAAAAAGCUGUUUAUGGACAAUUUUGUAGAUUUCUAAUCAAUUUUUCACUUGAUUUUGAUGAUGAAGUCUAAUAAAUCAAAUAUACCUUUCAGUGCGAACAGAUCACAAUUGUUUGCGAAUCAGUACCUGACUCUGGUGGCAUGUAAUGUAAUUAACGAUAAAUAAUUGACCUGUAAGACCUGUUCCGUACAUGUCUGCCCAUCUAAGCUCGAUACAAGCGUGAAGCUUGUGUUAAUAAUAAUUUAAUAUUAUGUUUGACCUUGAAAUAAAGCUAAAAAUUAAUUAAAAUUCAAUCUUUUCUUCUUUCUCCUUUCGUCCUUGUAUUACUGAAUAAUAUUACAC